Messenger RNA from Penaeus monodon (black tiger shrimp), 432 nucleotides. RefSeq names its product zinc finger protein 771-like. Gene Ontology annotation, biological process: regulation of transcription by RNA polymerase II. Lineage: Eukaryota; Metazoa; Arthropoda; Malacostraca; Decapoda; Penaeidae. The coding region runs from base 1 to 432 and encodes 143 amino acids. The transcript has 3 exons. Gene Ontology annotation, molecular function: DNA-binding transcription factor activity; RNA polymerase II cis-regulatory region sequence-specific DNA binding. The record is from RefSeq and is a predicted model, not a curated record.
AUGGCCAACUUGAAAACUACCAUGUCAAGAAAACUCAAAAUACCUCUGAGUAAAGUGGGCUCGCCGUUCCGCUUCACCUGUCACCAUUGCUCCAAGAACUUCUAUCACAAGAAUGACUUCCGAAAACAUGUGAGGGUACACACAGGAGAGAAGCCUUAUGCCUGUCCAUACUGCCCGUAUCGAGCAGCGCUCGUACAGUCGAUGGCUCGUGCAUCUGCAGCCGUGAGGCAUCGUGGCCAUGUGUGCGCCAUCUGCAACAAGGCCUUCGAGACGCGGUACAAGCUGGAGCGCCACCAACGGACUCACACUGGAGAGAAGCCCUAUGCUUGUCCCUAUUGUCCUCACCGAUGUAAUCAGCGUGACAAUCUCAAAGCCCAUAUCGCUAGUAGACACAAAGAAUUCUACGAUCAUGUUAGCUUUGAAUUUAAAUGA